Messenger RNA from Didymosphaeria variabile, 1248 nucleotides. RefSeq lists its product as uncharacterized. The transcript has 2 exons. The record is from RefSeq and is a predicted model, not a curated record. NCBI's taxonomy places the organism in Eukaryota, Fungi, Ascomycota, Dothideomycetes, Pleosporales, Didymosphaeriaceae. Bases 1 to 1248 code for a protein of 415 amino acids.
AUGGUCUAUGAUAUUGGAGACCCUUCGGACCCGACAAAGCCAGACUGGUACCAGCUUAAACGACACGACAAAAGAUGGACCGAAGACAUAGAUCCUGAGAGAGGAGACCGAUGUUAUGACGCCGAACACGUUCUCGAAUGGUCAUUGCUCCUGCAAUUUCUCGGAGAGAAUAACAGUCGUUGCGCGCUGCUGUGGAAAUACUUCAGCGAAGAGAACAUGCCGAAAAAUGAUAUAACGGUUAGAAAAGCGAAGGACUACAAAAAAACUCUGAAAAAGGGCGACCACUUUGACUAUACGGACGCACAAUUCAAGAUGGGGAAGUUCAAGAGCUUCUGGUCAAACGAUAAAGAUCCAAUCAAGGAACCUAGACCAAUCGAUUGGAUUGGCAUGCAGUGGCCCGGCCAAGAAGGCUCGAGGUCACGACCUCCAACUCCAUGGGAGUACGAGCUCAUCUUGUUGAACAAAGAGUUCAAUAUUAAGAAGAACAACGUCUGGGACGAUGAAGAAAUCCUUCCCGUGCCGGACUAUGAGCCAGGUACUACCAAUCUGAAGAAAACACAGGCCAACUCGAACACUCUGGAGGCACUUUACGGGAAUCGAUACUUCGAAGAGCAAGCAGAGAAGAAAUGGCAGGACAACAGGGGAAAGUGCAAGGCGAUCUACAAGUUUACUACGUUGAUGAGCUUGGUGAGCUACCACAAUGAUCCAUACAUACAGGAAGUGAUGCGCGCUCAGGUACGACGCGUCGGCCGAGCUUUCGAGCACUUGGAGAAAACGGUGUUGCCGGCAUUGAACGAACCUUAUAUUGAUCCGGUAACCCAAGUGUCUCAUCCGUAUAAACGGGUCAACCUGAGAGCUACAUGGUUCAAGUGGAUUAAGAAGGUUCACAAGGCUCGCUUAGGAAAACUCAAUGCCGUUAUGGAGGAGAAGGUGAAGGUUUUCGAGGCCGACACAGCGGCGACGACGAGAUUCAAGCGUUGGGAUUUCUUUGGAGUUUUCAGGAGGGCAGUAAAGGAGCCAAACUGCGGAUUCGAACCAGACGACCAAAAAAUCCUUGAAAGAGUGGAACUGAUGUUGGAUGCGUACGGGAAAUUGGAGAAAGUGGAUACCGAGCUAACACUCGAAGGAGACGACGAAGACAAGGAAGACGACGAAGAGGAACAAGAAGAGGGGGAACAGGAGAACGAGGAGCAGGAAGAGAAUCAAGACCAAGAACAGGAAGAUCAAGAGCCAGAACAAGCAGAUUGA